UACUACCUUUUUAAAUUUCUCUCUCUAACUUUAGCCCUGUGUUUCUUUGUCUCUCUAGCUAGCUAUAGCCCAUUCUUCUCUUUGCCGUGUUCCACUUUUUUAUUUCAUUUAGAAAACUGGGUUUUCUUUUGAAUAAUUAAUCGACUCAUAUGUAGUAUCUGAUUUUUUUAAUUUUUGGGGGGCGUGAUUGUGUGUUCUGAUCUUUCAAGUAUUUGGCUUGUUAAAUUUCUUGAGCACAUUGGAAUGUUAGGUGUUACUAGCACUUGCAGAACAAAAAAAGAAAGAGUUGAUUUUAAUGGGGACUAACAUGAACUUUGGAAGUAACCCACCGCCGUCAGGUGAUGGCGGCGGGAACAAACCGCCGGGCAAUAACCUGUUAACUAGACAGCCGUCAAUCUAUUCUCUAACCUUUGAUGAGUUUCAAAGCACUAUGGGUGGAAUAGGCAAAGAUUUUGGGUCAAUGAACAUGGAUGAAUUGUUGAGGAACAUUUGGAGUGCUGAAGAAAUUCAAACAAUGGCGUCUUCCGGUGGUGUCCUAGAGGGAAAUGGAGGGUUACAAAGGCAAGGCUCUUUGACUCUGCCAAGAACACUUAGCCAGAAAACAGUUGAUGAAGUCUGGAAAGAUAUUUCAAAGGAGUAUUCAUUGGGGAAAGACGGUAUUGGAGGUGGAGGAGGCACUAAUAAUAUGCCACAAAGGCAGCAAACUUUAGGAGAGAUGACUUUAGAGGAGUUUUUGGUGAGGGCUGGUGUGGUAAGAGAGGAUACCCAAUUGGCUGGGAAGGUUAAUAAUGGGGGGUUCUUUGGUGGGAAUAAUACUGGUUUUGAAAUUGGGUUUCAACAAGGUGGUAAAGGUCCAAAUUUGAUGGGAACUAGGAUUCCUGAUGGUGGUAACCAAAUUGGUAUUCAGGCUUCCAAUUUGCAUCCUAACGUUAAUGGAGUUAGAUCAAACCAGCACCAGUUGGCUCAGCAGCACCAACACCAACAACCAAUCUUUCCUAAGCAAACAGGGGUGGGGUAUGGAGCUCAGAUACCUUUACAAAGUGGCGGUCAGUUGGGGAGUCCUGGAAUUCGGAGUGGAAUGCAUGGGAUUGGGGAUCAGGGAAUAAGUAAUGGUCUGAUUCAGGCAGGUGCACUGCAAGGUGGAGGCAUGGGGAUGGUUGGUUUAGGAACCGGAUCACCUGCUAACCAGCUUUCGUCAGAUGGGAUUGGGAAGAGCAGUGGAGAUACUUCAUCAGUUUCCCCAGUUCCUUAUGUGUUUAAUGGAAGCAUGAGGGGUAGGAAAUACAGUGCAGUGGAAAAGGUUGCUGAGAGGAGGCAAAGGAGAAUGAUAAAGAACAGAGAAUCAGCUGCAAGAUCACGAGCUCGCAAGCAGGCUUAUACAAUGGAAUUGGAAGCAGAAGUUGCAAAGCUAAAAGAGGAGAAUGAAGAAUUGCGGAAGAAACAUGCAGAAAUCAUGGAAAUGCAGAAUAAUCAGGCCAUUGAGAUGGUGGAUAUGCAACAAGGAGCUAAGAAGCGAUGCCUACGAAGAACCCAGACCGGUCCUUGGUGAAAGUAAAUCAUGUUUACGAAGCAGCCUGUGAUUCGUUGGUUAAAACUUAAAAUUAUGCGUGGCAGGUGGUUGUACAUAUUUAAGUGGAAAGGAUGGUUGUUCCAUCUUUAGGUUUGGAGUGAUGAAUUAGUGUUGUAGCCUGUAGAGUAGAAUAAGGAUCUUCCAAUAUUUGCAAAAAAAAUUUUCCUGCUCCUACAAGGAUGAUGGUUCAUUUAGUUAACCACCUUUGUAAAUUUCCGAAUAUCCCCAACAUCAAUUGGAACUAAUUUGAGUUUAUUUCAUGAAAAA
Gossypium arboreum is the source of this 1837-nucleotide messenger RNA. Its product is annotated as ABSCISIC ACID-INSENSITIVE 5-like protein 5. The coding region runs from base 296 to 1549 and encodes 417 amino acids. NCBI's taxonomy places the organism in Eukaryota, Viridiplantae, Streptophyta, Magnoliopsida, Malvales, Malvaceae. Gene Ontology annotation, cellular component: nucleus. The record is from RefSeq and is a predicted model, not a curated record. Gene Ontology annotation, molecular function: DNA-binding transcription factor activity. The transcript is spliced from 5 exons. Gene Ontology annotation, biological process: positive regulation of DNA-templated transcription.